GAUGACGGAGGGAACAGCAGGCAGGGCAGGAAGAGCUUCUCCUCCUCCAGCAUCCAUCACUGCUCCUGCUCCCAUCCAUCCAGCGUCCGGAGCGUCCCGACCACCCAACCGCCCGACCACCAGACCCUCUGUACCCUGUUACCUGCUGACGGAGCAGAACUGAAACAGGAUGUGACCGAAAGGUGGAAUAAGUCUGAUCGGGAACUCCGUAUCCCUUUUUUCGAAAGUUGUAAAGUUAAGACUUUUUGCUCUAAAUUCUCACAAUGCACUCAGCUCGGCCCUCCGUUCCUCCGAGGGCGCGCCGGUAUGACCAUGGUAGGCGCACAGAAGCGCAGAAACCGCCCAACCACGCAGGCAGGAGGGAGGACAAAAGCGUAAGCAGUGUUGCCUCGUCCCCUCGCCGUGUCACUCGAGGACCUCCUGAGCCUUCCAGGUUAAAGAGCCAGGCUCCACGCUCCUCUGUGACCCAGCCUAGACUGGCCCGGCUGCAGAAAAACGGCGCUCAGCCUGUGGCGGGAAACCCCAAACCAAAAGUCGGACAUGCUGCAAAAACCAACAACGUUGGCCCAGCCGCGGUGGAUCCGAACUGCAAUGAACCCGGUCUGCCUUGCCUGUGUUGCGAUGGCCAAUCCCACCAGGAUAGCAAUAGCCUGUUCAAUCACAAUCAUAACAACAAUAACACUGUAGCCAUCAGGCAACAGCUAAAGCUAGCAUCUCCACCUCUAAAGGACAAGGAGGAAGAGAAGAAGCCAGAAGUAGGAAGGAAAGCCAAAAGUAAGCCAGAGGAAGAGCAGCAGCCGGUGUCUCUCGAUGUUCCUGUGGUCAACAACGUGGAAGACAAAGAGGAGAAAAAUGGCAAUGAGGACAAACAGGAUAAAGCUGACCUCAAAGAUGAUGAAGCUGGUGCUAAUCUGAAAGGCAAAGUAGAUGAGAACGGCAACGAUCACAAUCACAAUGAAGCUCCUGCUGAAGAGGUUGUUGAGGACGCUGUGGUGAACGACGUGGUUGUUGAUGAUAAUGCUGAUGAUGGUGAUGCUGAUGACGUUGAUGAUGCCGAUGAUGACGAUGACGACGAUGAUGAUGACGAUGAGGAUGACAACACCCUUGUACCUUCAUGCUGCGACUGUCCGGCAUCCAUGCUGGACUUUUCUCUCACCUCUUCUACCUCAUCUUCAUCCACCUCCAUCAGUAGCUGCUCAGAUCUGGAGUCUGAUUGCCCCGAUACGUUUUCAUUGUCGCUGCAGGAGCACAAGCAGGAGGAGCACUAUCCUGCCGCACCUCACUACCCAGAAUCCCACUCCAGUUUUUUCCAACCUUGCUCCCUGCCUCUGGACCUUAGUACCUCCGUCAGACCACCACCAUCACCUUGCUCCCCUGAUGAAGGAUACCCUUCAGCCCCCUCGUCUCCCUCUUCUGACUUCAUUGAAAGCAAGAGAUCAGAGGAAGACAAGGGGAUCAAAGUAGAUCUUCUCAACUUUUUGGACUCUAUAGAUGAACUUGGCAAGGUUGAUCGCUUCUAUCGAAUUGUUCAAGUGGCGCGCUGGGAGCUUGAGACUGACCUGGAUCUGAGAGACAGGCUGGUUCACCAGGAAAGGCUUGAGAAGGUCAACAAGCAGGUGAAACUUGUCCAUCUGGAAAGACUUCAGGAAGCCGGCCUUGAAUUAGACGAGGAAGAUCUUUCUGGUGUGCUAGACGAAAUGGGCAAUAUUGACCUUUCCUGGAAGAUGUACAAAAGUGAUCAAUCAAGCGAUUCCCAGGAAUACAGUGAUGCAGGGGUAGAUAUGACAGCCCCAUCUGACCUUGAUGAACCUUCUGCGCCCGAUUCCCUUGUGCCAUCUCCUGUGGAUCCUCCUCCAAGGCCACCUAAACCUCCGGCGAGGCACAUCAGUGCACAACCAGAAUUGCACACAUACAUGAACAUCAGUGGGAACACUCCUUCAGUUUCUUCACCCUCCUCCCCAGUCAAGUCGUUUAGUCUUGUGGUUUCUGCGUCUGAACCUCCACCACCACCUUCGGCAUCGGCUUUGGCAUCAAAACCUCCUGCUUUGCCUCCUCCACCAUCCCAGCCUGUUCCUUACUUCACCCUUUAUUCUGAUUCGCCCUCCUUCCCUUCUCCUACUCCACCUAUUCCACCUCCUAGAAGGCGCCACAAAGCCCGAUUGGAGGCUCAGAGGCUUGCUGAACUUGCGAAAGAGAAGACACCGCAAUCUCUUCCUGCUCCAACCUCCAGACCCCCACCGCUACCACCGCCACCAACCGUCCAGCCGUCUCCUCCUGUCAUUCCACCUCCUCCAUCACUCCCACCUCCUCCAUCCUUCCACGCUCUGGACGUGGAGAUCCGUAAACUGCUGGCACUGGCUGGGAUCACUCAAGCUGAGCUGCUGAGGCUUAGCCCAGAGCUGGGGGUUUGUGUGGAUGGUGUACUGGAGGAGAGUGAGAUGUCUGAGAUCUCAAAGACACACAAAGACAUGCAGAAGGAGGAUGUUGACCAGGGGAGCGAUUUAAGCUGGAGGGAUGAGCUUAGAAAAGAAGAUCAGCUUGGGAAAGGUGUGAAAGAUUUAGAAACAUCCAAUAAAGAAAAAAAUGAAGAGUCUGUGGAAGAAAUGAAAGAAAGGAGCAAGGACACUUUCAAAACGACGUCCUUUACUGAGAUGGCUCGCCGACGCAGGCGAAAUGGAGGCAGCAGCAACUCUAGCUGUGGAUACAGUUAUGGAGAUAAUGAUAGCUUGGCCUCUGACUCAUAUUACAGCACUGAUAUUAGCAAUAAGCAUCUCCCAAAUGUAAGCCAUGGCAGUUUUGAUUAUGCCUCAAUGAUACCCGAUUCCCCGCCUCCUCCUCCCCCUCCUCGGCCUCUACCACCACGGCCACAGAUACUGUCCAACCCCCCUGAGCUUCCACCUAUAAAGCCGUGCACUCUGAUGGCCAACGCAUCCCGGCCAGACCGAUUCGACUGGCUGAUAGCCUUCACCCCGGACACAGAGACUCCACCGCUGGCUGUUAAAAAGUCUACCGAAGCUGUACCCCAAAAAGCAAGCACUGGUCCAAAAGUCACCACCUUUAAAGAACUGCGAAACAGAGGCAAACAGGUUUCCCCACCAACCCAAGUCCAAGAUCCCGAGCCGUCUGUUGUCACCCCAGACCCAGAUUUCCUCUACAACCUCAAGUGGAGGCGAGAGAAAGCAGAUGGGGAUGGCACACAGUGGGAAUACACGUCCCAAGCACAGGCCACUUUCCUCCAGCCUCCACCUACACCUGCUUCACUGGCCCUGUUCAGGGAAAUGCGCCACCUGAACUUUCAAGGAGAUGCUUCUCUGCAGCACAGUAUCCAAAAUCCCACCAGUAGGCACGAUUCGCAUGGUUUUGACCAAAAAGCAGAGCGCAAAGAAGAUGAGCUGGAGAAGACAGAGGUCAGGGGCACGGCCGAUGGAGGACGAACGCUGGAAUCAAGAACAAGAGUAUCCUCACCUCCUCUGUCUUUAGCCUUUCCUGAUCCUUUACCUUCCUCUCCCUAUUACCUCCACUCCACUCCUCCUUCCCAGCCGCCCUUGUUCUAUCGUUCUGACUUUUAUAGGAGCCAGUCUAAGGCCUAUCCUUUUCCGCAGGUCUCCAGAAUUCCCACUGAUUCCAUUAGAGACACCUACCCUGACUCGCUGUACCGCUCUGAAAACGGCGGGGAAUUUUCCUGUCGCCAUAAAAAUCCUUUCAGCGCUAAUGCUAACAGCAGUUCGAGCAGCAUUAUAGAUUCCUUAUACCAGUACUCUCAAUAUUCUGAAAAGAAAGCUAAACUUCAAAGCUAUGACUAUGAAAAGGACUCCAUCCAUGCUAGCAACCACUUUACUUCAGAGGGUGCUAGCUGCUACGAUUCCAACUGCAACGUAGACUCACUUUACUGCGACAACAAAUACAAGACAAAAACCUUGACGUUUGUAGACUUUCCCCAACCGGAUAUUAGCACGCUCACUGAUGGCAACACCACCCCAUACAAAAACAUUGACAUGAUAAAUUUGAUAAACGCAGGAAAGCUCAACGAUUUAAGCGAUGCUAGCGCUAAAGAUAGUUCUAAAGUUGAAGAAAGCAGCACCUCAUGGUUUGCUACGAGAAGUUAUGAGAAGGCUAGCGACAAAACAAUGGAAAACAAACCACAAAUGUUCCCCACCCUCUACCUCUACCACCCUAAAAACUGCCCCAUGCACAAGGGCGCCCCCCCACGCCUGUCUCCAGUUGGAGCUAUCUCACCCCCCUUCAGAGCCGGCUCUCUCUCCCCAGGUGCCGACGUAUCCCGCUUGGCCUCGCCCCUUUUCCCCCGCAGCCACACCCUCCCUGCUCUUGCUGCCCCACUUUACUACCCCUACCUUUACACCCCCCGUGCUCCGGCUCCGCUACCUGAGCCCAAACUCCACUCUCAGCAGCGUCCAUCACCACCACUCUCUCUGACGGUCCGCAGCCUGUCCUUCGCUGGUUCUGCAGCUAAAGCGGCGUGGAUGGGCAGCGAUGUGAGGCCCCCACUGAGAGGUGAUGGGCUGUCCUCCCUCUUCCUGCAGGAAAAAAGAGCUUUGGUCAGUGUGGUCAGUGUGGCGGUGGAGGCCAUUCUGGCUCAGUUCAGUUCAUCUAGGACUCUGGUGCAGAAGUUCCCCUCAGUAGAACAGGCUCUCUCCGGGGACAGCAGUGUGAACCCGACGUUGGGCCGGUUGGUGCUGCAGUGUCUUUGUCCCGCUCUGCGUGAUCUCCUCAGCGACGGACUCAAACCACAUCAGAGUGACCUCAUCGCUGGCAGGAGGCCAAAUUCGCCAUGGGGUUUGGUUCAGGCCUCCACCAAACCCGGCUCCAACACCCAGGCCCUGUACAUCCUGCAGGCUAAAGUAGCUGCUCUUCCCCAGUUGAAGCACAGCCGUCACAGGUUCAACUCCUUCCUUCUGGGCCUCCUCAAUAUCAAGCGCCUUGAUUUCUGGCUUUCCCAUCUGCAGUCCUGCAGUGAUGUGUUGGAGACAUACUACCGCCCCACCGCCUUCAUGCGCCUUUCAUCUACUUCCUGCCAGCAUCUCUUUGAGGAGCUCCUCCUCCUGCUGCAGCCACUGUCCCUCCUGACCUUCAACCUCGACCUUCUCUUCCAGCACCACCAUCUCGACCCCUCUUCUCCCGACCUCACCCCAGUUACCUACAGCAGCCCCGGCAUGAGCAGACCACCCAACCGGGGCUUCAGCUUCCACCUGCUGCCCACCUACCAGUCUGAAGCCAGUGCCGGGCAUCUGAAGGGCGCGUCCAAACAGGAACCUGCUGGUGUCCAGAGUGGCCUGAAAUCAAGCUCCUCUACGCUCUCCUUCAGUCCAGCUCCCGUCCAGGUCCAGUGCAGACCACCAGCAGCCAUAGCUAAGGGGGAGACCAGCCCUCAACUGCAGUGGCUGAAGGAGAAGGAGAUAGAAGCGCCACCAAGUGACGGAAGCGGGAACAGCCUCUCUCAGCAGGCGGGUCAGGCUCUGCAGCAAGGCUGGGGGGCAGUGAUGCGCUGGGGGGAGCGAUUAGGGCAGAAUUUGGGUGGGCUGGCGUCUGCCGGCUGGUCAGAAGAAGGUAAAGGGUUUGACACAGUGAGGGAUCUGAAUACCUACCCCGCUACAAAUGCCCUGAAGAGCCCGGGCCAGGAAGACAUGAUGGUGGACGGUGUUCCUUGGGGUUUGGGUCGGCUGUUCGGAGCUUCCAAAAGCCCCAGCAAUCCACCAUCAAAAAGGCGUCCCUCUCAGUGGCUGUCUCCUGGUAUAACGGCUCUUACCCGGAUGACGGGAGCAGGUCAUGCUUUCCUACCUGACAAGAUUGAACCUGGAAGAAAAGAAGAGAAGGAGAAAGACAGAAACGAAGAGAGAAAACAGGCUGACGAUCAGCCAAAACCCUUGAGGGCGGUCCGAACCCUGUGCGACCAUGCUGGCACGGGGGCGGAGCUGACCUUCAGGAAAGGGGAGGAGCUCAUCGUGCUGGGCGGCGUGGACCAAGACUGGAUUCGCUGUCGCCAAGGAGACAAGGAGGGCCUUGUUCCUAUCGGUUACGCCUCACUGAUUGCAUGACGCGGAGGCUCCCCAUUGGACGAUGAGCGGAGCGGAGCGGCACGCCAGGUCGCUGUCGAGUGUCUGUCGAGUGUAGUGUUUUAGAAACUGCGUCAAGUGUUCUCACCUCUGUUGCCUGGUUUGUGACGUCACAAAUGUUUGUUUUUUGAUUUAUUUGCUUCUUUUUUUUUUCUCUCUUUGCAACUCUUAGCAUUCUGUUAUACACAAGCAUAUAUAUACAUAUACGCGUUACUGUAUAAAUUCUGCAUAUACAUAAAGCUAUAUAUACAUAUAUAUAAAAAAAAAAUAGAUUCAUACUAUUUAAAAAAAAAUAAAAAAUUAACAAGAUAGAUAGACAGAUAGACAAACAAGACAUAAAGCUGAAUAGUCAGUAUAGUGUAGUGAUUCCGUCCGCGAUAAUAGUUUUCAGAUAGAUUUCAGAUUCCAUCGUGUAUCGUUGCAUUAUGAAACAUCGCACUCAUGUUGUUGUACAGCUUAGCCCAAAUUUAAAGCUUGCUGAUGAUGGAUUGUAAAGGACAGCUUAGUCUAUUGGCGCUACUUUUGGGGUUUUACUCAAUCAGGAAUAUAGCAAUGAAGAAGCCCCUUGCACUGUAUUACAAAGUAGCAUCGUUAUAACGUACAAUUAUGGAGAUAUUAAGAUGUAUUGCGUAUAUUUCAGAUGGGUUAGGCCUAAAACUCAGUAAUGAAGUCCAGUACUAUAUUUAACGUGCACUGGAAAUUAGUUUCUGAGACAUGAACUCAUGUGUGUUUAUGUGUGUUUAUGUUUAUUCAUACAUUUUUACCCAUCCCCCUUCACGCCAUCUUUAUCUCAUCUAUAUCUCAUGAUCCUGACCUUGUUCCAACUAUUAUCGCAGUUGUUUCUCUCAGUAGUGCUAAUAGAGUGUUUUAGCGUGCUAGUGUGCUGAGCGUCCCUAUCCGUUCUCGUUAGAAGAUCCCAUCACUUUAGGCUUGAUAUCGAUGACUAUGCAUACACCGUACUGUACUAUUCGCAAGACUCGUCGUCAGGGGCAACCACGUAUGACAGACUUCAUAUAUUUUACUCAUUUUUAAUCGGUAACCUGUUCGUGAACGUGAAUCGUAAGUUGCAUGAGGAAACUCCAUAUAUUGUCAGUCUCAGAAACAAAUAACAGUGCAAUAUCACGUGUAUCACUGCAUUUCAGCCUUAAAGGAACACUUGAAAAUUUUACAUCCUUGUCCGUAGGCCAGUCACAAUAAUUACGUUACGAAUUAUGAAACAAUAAAUGAAAAUGACGUUGAUCGUUUUUGUGCUUUUGAAAUUGUAUACUGUAUACACACACCUAGUACAGAUUUACUGCUGCUGUAGUCUUUCACACAGUUAAUUUAAAAUCUUUACUUCUGUUUGAACGCAGAUCAUUACUUGAAUUUCUUGUCUCUUAAUGUGUUUGAGAGCAUCAGUUGUAAAGUUGUGAAGAGGUAGAGUUACAGGUAUACAGUGAAUAACUCUGUUUGAUUAAUGGGAAAGUCAGUCAAUUCGAAACAUUUCAAAAACUUAUACAAAAUAUCCUCAAAUGCAGUCAAAAAGACCAUAAAAACAUUAUGAUGAAACUGGUUCUCAUCAGGACCACCCCAGUAAAGAAAGAGCAAGAGUUAUCUCUGUUGUACAGGAUAAAUUCAUCAGAGUUACCAGCCUCAGAAACCGCAAGUUAACAAACAGCUCUGCAGAUAAGAGAACCUAAAUGCUUCACAGAGUAUUUUGGUUUUCACUUUUAAGUUAUUAUUUUUCUGAAUUUAUGUUCACAGUGAUCGUGAUCGUGACAGGCCUACAGCUCUGUAUCUGCUGUGUUUGUAGCAUCCGCUCGAUUAGCACACACAGACCAUCCUUUAAACACGAUUAUCGAACAUAGAACAAAACACUGCAGAUGCAGCCGACAGAGAUUAGGAUGAAAUGCUGAAGUGUUCCUUUAAGUGCACAUCAAAAUACGCAGGGGCAAUCGCUGUCACAGUGGCUGAUGAGUCGACUUCGGUUGAUUGAUGGCCAUCUGUGCCUGCUGCGACAUGCUAGUUUUGCAUGGAUGUUGGCUUCAUUUCUUUCUUUCUUUCUCUCUCUCUCUCUCUCUCUCUCUCUCUCUCGCUCUCUCACUCUCUCUCUCUCACAAACACACACACACACACACACACACAAAUGUGCCGCUAAAACUCAGAAACUGUGCCAGUUUACAGCCGCAGAGCCAUUGGCAACACACAGCACCGAAAACGCAGAGCCUUUCCAGCACUUUCUCGCUUAUCCGUCUGUGCAUGUGUGACUUAAACCUCCAUCUACAUUCUUUAGGGCUUUAUUCUAGAGCAGGGGUGUAUAAUUUUAGCUGAUUUGGAAGUUUAAAUCCAUCAGAUUGAUUCUAAUCCACUAGAAAAUCUAGCAAAUAAAGUUCUGUUUAUUUUAAGACAUCUUUUUCUAAAGCAUUCUAACUGAUUUAACUGAGUCAGCCAAGACUGGCCAUACUGUUUGCUGUCCAUAAUUGUGCUUCUUUGAUUUAGUGCUGGCGCUACGAUGCACUACUCACAUUACAAACAAUAUAAUUCAAAAGUUACUAAAUACACACACAUACAAACACAUACUUUUGCUAAAGCUCUUGGAACCUAAAUAUAAGUCUGAGCAACCGGAACCAGCACGGUGGAAAACUGACCAAUCAAAAGGCUAUUGUGGCUCUGCUCUCUCAUUAAGUCUAAGCCACCGUCUGAGGGUGUAAUCUCACCAAUUAAAAGGCUAACAAAACUCCGCCCUCUCUUUAAUAAUUUAUAGUCCCCACCUAUAAUCUAGUGUGAGCCUGUAUUUAUAUGGGAAAUAGAAUUAGGUGAUUGAUGCUAGUAGCUACAUUAGCUGUGGAGCUCCAGCGCUAAUCUAAACAAGCUACAAUUGGACACCAACCACGUCUUGAUUGAUUGUAUCAUCUGGCUUAUGAAAACUGAAGCUACAUUAGUUUUUUUUCACUAAACCAUUUCUGUACCAGGACAGUGGUGUUAGUGCAAAUGAACCGGAAUGAGCUGCGAACAUGUUAAACAGCUUUUUAAAGUUGAGAAUAAUGUUUAAGACAUACUUGAGCUGAUUGGCCAGUCCUGCCUCACCUGCACUAUUCUAAGUUAUUAUUUUAUUUCAUCAUUUAAAAUCCUCCACCUCUGCUUUUGUAUCUUCCAAUGAAUUUAGGACACAUAAAAAAUAUAAAUUAUAAAGCUAAUAAUUGUUUAAUUGGAGCAUUUUUCCUGAUUUUAUGUUCAGCAAUAACUGAACUAAUAUCUGAGGGCCUUAAGUAUGGAGGUCCAGGCUUGCCAAAAGAUAAAUAAAAUAUAACAAAAAUAAAAAGAUAAAAAUCAGCAGAAACAAAGAAAAAAGAAACAAUUCAUUAUUUUUGUUUUUACAUUUAUAUAUUCUUUGAUUUAUUUAUUUAUGAAUUAAUUACUAUUUUAUAAGUUCUGUAUGUGUAUUUUUUACUUUUGUUGAAUUUAUAUUUAUUUAAUAUUUUUUUCUCAUUUACUAAUGUCUGUAUUUCUUCCUUUGUAUGAUAAUGAUUGAAAGAUUUUAUGUCCCAUGAUAAUUAAAUCAUUUUUUUUUUCUUUGUUUAUUGUUUUUAUUUAUUAAUUUGUUCAUUUUUUUUGGGCAGAGUUGGUCCUCUAUAUUUGGGGCCCAAUAAUAAGGAAAUGUAAAGUUUAUGGCCUUAAUAAAUAAUAAAAUUAUACAUCCAAUUAAGACCAAAAUUACGCACCAAUUAGAAACCAAAACAGUUUAUCGAACAAAACUGAUGCUAGUUUUGAGAUUUCUUUGAAGUCUGUCCCUGUCACUUUUGAUCUUUCUUUGAUCUAAUAUUUAGAAUCAUACCAAAAAAAAACAAAAGAAACCGAAUCAAAUCGAGAUAUCAUUUCUUAAAAUAGAAUCAUAAUUAAAGAUUUGACUGAGAUUCUGAUAUUUUUUUCUGAUUCAUCCCGCUGUUAUACGAUCUUCUCUGAAACUGCUUGAUGUAAUUUUUGAUGAAGUGGGUUUACAUGCAGAUUCUACACUGGAUUAAAUGUUUAGAUCUGUAGGGUGAGAAUGUGGAAUAAGUUUUUCAUUUAUUUAUAAUAUUAAAAUUGUGACUUGGUGUUGUUGUAGCGAGUUCCAUAUUUCCAUAUAUUUCCAUAUUUUGAGCAUUGUUGUUCUGUUCUUACCUCAAAGGGGAAAACUGCAAUGAUGUGUGGACCAUUACAGGGAUUUCUGCCAAUGCUGGUGUCUUUUAUUUUUAUUUAAUUAUUUUUUGGGGGGUUUGGUCAUUAAUAUGCAUUUACCCUUUGUGAAAUGAAGCCUUGGUUUGGUGGUAAACAUGAAAAAACAGGUAUAUAAAUAUCGAGUAAUAGUAUAUUAGUGUAGUAUUGUUUUUGUUGAUGUUGAUUUGGCUGCUCUAUUUAUCCCUUUCUCGUCUAUCUCUCUAUCUUUCUAUCUAUCUAUCUACAAUCUAUCGAUCUGUAUUCUAUCUAUCUAUUUAUCUUAUCUAUCUGCUGUUGUGUGUUAAGAGUGUAUGGGUGUGUGUGUGUGUGUGUGUGUGUGUAUGCCUUUGCGUGGCAGUGGGUUGCAUAGCUCUGUGUGAUUUAGCCCGCCGCUAGUAGCACACUUUAAACGCAUAUAUAGAAGUCUGUACUCUGUUGCUGCAGUGUCCUUCUACAGUCAGUCGCUUCCUUGCAUGUGGGUGUUUGUAAAUAUACCCAAUAAAGUAUCAAAAUUAAUA
This is a messenger RNA of Astyanax mexicanus (Mexican tetra), 10765 nucleotides long. RefSeq names its product RUN and SH3 domain containing 1 (gene rusc1). The transcript has 12 exons. The coding region runs from base 264 to 6053 and encodes 1929 amino acids. NCBI's taxonomy places the organism in Eukaryota, Metazoa, Chordata, Actinopteri, Characiformes, Acestrorhamphidae. The record is from RefSeq and is a predicted model, not a curated record. Gene Ontology annotation, cellular component: cytoplasmic vesicle. Gene Ontology annotation, molecular function: protein binding.